This is a messenger RNA of Pneumocystis jirovecii RU7, 1011 nucleotides long. RefSeq lists its product as uncharacterized. Gene Ontology annotation, biological process: regulation of transcription by RNA polymerase II. Gene Ontology annotation, molecular function: transcription coactivator activity. The coding region runs from base 1 to 1011 and encodes 336 amino acids. The transcript is spliced from 5 exons. Lineage: Eukaryota; Fungi; Ascomycota; Pneumocystomycetes; Pneumocystales; Pneumocystaceae. The record is from RefSeq and is a predicted model, not a curated record. Gene Ontology annotation, cellular component: SAGA complex.
AUGACAAGAAUAGAAAUAAAUCCACUAUUAAGGAAACUAAGAUUAGUACUAAAAAAUAAGUGGGCACAAUAUCAAAUAAUAAUAACAAGCUUUAUUAGUGGAAAAAUGAAUAGAGAAGAAUUCGAUUUACAAAUUAAUUCAAUUCUUAAAAAAAAAUAUUUUUAUCUUCAUAAUGAAUUACUACUUGGAAUUUAUACAAAUGCCAUAUGUGAUUUUCCUCCUGAAAAAUCAUAUGUUUUUGAAUGGACCAAGAAGAUGAAAGAAUUUGAACAAACGGAUGCAAAUGAUCAAAAAAGCUGGCUUAAAAGCGAAAUAAUGAGCCUUCAUUAUCUUGAUAGAAUUCGGAUCAAAUCUAUUAAAAAAGAUUCUUUAGAUAGAUUACAAGAAUUACCGAAUAUAUUGUUUGAAAAUAGAAUAGCAAAACUUCCUAAAAUACCUCUUUGCAAGGAUAAAGUAUAUAUAGCAAAUUAUGUAAAUGAUAUUCAAAAAGGAUACCAUGUUCCAUUGAGUUGUGAUUCUAUGGAAAUGCCAGAUAUUGAUAGUUUACGUGAAAGAAGUUUAGCAAUUGCUUUAGAAAGUGGAUUGAUUGGAGGCUUAAAAGAAGGAGUUCCUGAAAUUGUUCUUGCAGGGCUUGAACAUCAUCUUAAAAAUGUUUUGGCUAUUACUAUUUCAAAAGUUAGAUUUCAGAUACCCAAUGAAUCUAUUCAGACAGAAAAUUUAAAUAAUAUUAUUUUAUUUAAUCAAAAUAAAUAUAAGAAAAAGCAAAUAAUAAAAAAAUGUUCAUCAUUAACUGUAGAAGAGCUUAGUUUGGCUUUUCAGUUAGCGCCUUUUUCUUUGGUCGAAACACCACCUCCUAUUACUAGAAUAUGGGCAACAAUAUUAACAAAUAAUACAACAUAUCAAGACAAUAAAGUGGAAGAAGCCGUAUUAAAUAUCAUGAAGGAGAAUCCAGAAUGCAAAGAAAGAUAUGAACUAGCAUUGAUUUUAGAUGAAUUACUUGCAGGUGUAUAA